Rhineura floridana is the source of this 4391-nucleotide messenger RNA. It is a transcript of the gene PNISR, whose product is annotated as PNN interacting serine and arginine rich protein. The coding region runs from base 183 to 2825 and encodes 880 amino acids. The transcript has 13 exons. Gene Ontology annotation, cellular component: nuclear speck; presynaptic active zone. Gene Ontology annotation, molecular function: RNA binding. The record is from RefSeq and is a predicted model, not a curated record. Lineage: Eukaryota; Metazoa; Chordata; Lepidosauria; Squamata; Rhineuridae.
GGAUUGAGAUAAAACCAAGAGCCACGAAAGGCUCAUUCCACUAUCUAGGAUAAGGACUUGUUUGCUAUCUCAACAGUGGAUUUUGCUACGCUACAACGACAAACAAGGGUUCCUUUAUGUCCCCAAAUAGCCAAUCCCUCUCUAAAGGAACCACUUAGUCAAAGCGUCCGCCCUCACCAAAGAUGGCUGACGGGCACACACAGCUGCUUUUUCCACCGGGUUUCAGUGACGUUAGUUGCUGUUCCGGAAUAUAUAAAGAACUAAAGAUGUGGGAUCAAAGUGGGCAGCCUUGGCAACAGUGGCCUUUGAAUCAGCAGCAGUGGAUGCAGUCAUUUCAGCACCAGCAAGAUCCAAGUCAAAUUGACUGGGCUGCAUUAGCUCAAGCAUGGAUUGCUCAGCGAGAAGCAUCAGGGCAGCAGAGUGCAGUGGAACAGCAAGGGAUGAUGCCAAAUGGUCAGGAGAUGGGAAUGGAGCCUGGUCCAAACAACCAUGGUAACUUUCAGGGUGAUCCAAACUUCAACAGAAUGUGGCAGCCAGAAUGGAGCAUGCCCCACCAACCCCCUCAUCCGCCUCCAGAGCAGCCAUGGAUUCCUCCAGCUCCAGGCCCAAUGGAUAUUGUUCCUCCAUCUGAAGACAGCAACAGUCAGGACAGUGGGGAAUUUGUCCCUGACAACAGGCAUAUAUUUAAUCAAAAUAAUCACAAUUUUGGGGGACCACCACCAGAUAACUUUGCAAUGGGCCCAGUGAACCAGUUUGACUAUCAGCAUGGGGCUUCUUUUGGUCCACCUCAAGGUGGGUUUCAUCCACCUUACUGGCAGCCCGGACCACCAGGUCCUCCAGGCCCUCCAGCACCUCCUGCGACACCUCAGAAUCGAAGGGAAAGGCCAGCUUUCAGAGAUCGUCAGCGUUCACCUAUUACAUUGCCUGUGAAACAGGAGCCGCCUCAAAUUGAUGCUGUUAAACGCCGGACUCUACCUGCUUGGAUUCGUGAGGGCCUAGAAAAGAUGGAACGAGAAAAGCAAAAGAAGCUAGAGAAAGAGAGGAUGGAGCAGCAGCGUUCUCAAUUGUCUAAGAAAGAAAAAAAGGAAAAUGUUCAACCAGGAGAAGAAGAUGGACCUCGGUUACCUCAGAAAAGUAAAUUUGAUAGUGAUGAUGAAGAGGAAGAUCUUGAUAAUGUAGAGGCUACAAGUAUUGGAAAAGUCAGUAGGAGUCCCUCUCCAGCUCCUCAAGAGGAGCAAAGUGAACCAGAAAUGACAGAGGAAGAAAAAGAGUAUCAGAUGAUGCUGCUGACAAAAAUGCUGCUGACAGAAAUUCUCCUAGAUGUCACAAAUGAAGAAAUUUAUUAUGUGGCUAAGGAUGUCCAUCGUAAAGCAAUAAAAGCUCCUGCAAAACAGCUGGCACAGUCCAGUGCAUUGGCUUCCCUUACUGGACUUGGUGGACUGGGUGGUUAUGGAUCAGGAGACAGUGACGAUGAGAGGAGUGACAGAGCCUCUGAGUCAUCCGAUACUGAUGAGGAGGAACUGCGAUACAGAAUCAGGCAAAAACAAGAAGCAUUUUGGAGAAAGGAGAGAGAACAGCAACUAUUGCUAGAGAAACAGCUGGAAGGACAAGUAAACUUACCUAUAAUAAUAUAUGCUGUACACUUGCCUGAGCUACAGGAUGUAUGCAUUUAUUCUUCAGAAGAAAAGCUUCAGAAUGAGAAAAUUGCUAAAGAGAUGAGUGAACUUGCCAGUAAAGAGCAAAACAGCAAUUCACCACCAGAGGAUCCAAAAGAAGUGGUGGUGGAGGAGGUGUUCAGUGAAAAGAAAAAAUCUCCAAAGGAAAUGACGCCAGAUAUUGAACCAAAAAAAGAGGUUAAAGAAAAAGAGAGAACAGGAAGGAGUAGGUCAAAAAGUACAAGUAGUGGUAGCUCAAGUGGCAACAGCAGAAGCAGCAGUAGCAGCAGUAGCAGCACAGCCUCUAGUUCAUCCUAUAGCAGUAGCUCUGGCAGCAGUCGCAGUUCUUCACAUUCUUCCUCCCCUAAAAGGAAAAAGAGACGUAGCCACAGCAGGUCACCUUCACAUAAGGUUAGGCGCAGCAGAAGCAGGAGCUAUUCUCAUAGGAACAGGAGAGAGAGGAGCAGGAGUAGGGGCAAGGUAAGAGAAAGGCGGAGAUCUAGUAGACACAGGAGUGUAGAUAGAGGGGAGAGGAGACGAAAUCGUAGUCCUUCCCAUGACCGAAACUGGGAGAGGCGUAGAAGUGAUAGUCACUCGAGGGAUAGACCUGCUAGCCAUUCCACACGCAGUGGGAGUCGAGAUAGACGUAAAAGUGAGGACCAGCGUAGAAGUGUAAGUGGAAACAGGCACAAACACAGUCAUGAUAGUAAAGUUCAGGAAAGGAAAAAGGAACGCAGCAAGAGCCUAGAAAAAGAUAAGAAAAAGAACAGAGAGAGGGAGAGAGACCAGGAGAAGCGCAAAGAGAAACAGAGAAAAGAAGAAAAAGACAGUAAAGCUGGUAAUCAUGAUGAGAGAUUAAAGAGGAAAAGAGAUAGUGAAAGAACUCUCUCUCGCAGUGAUUCAAUUUCAUCAAAAACAUUAAGGCAUGAUUCUAGGCAGGAAAGCAAGAGAAGUUCUACCAAAGAGAGCAAAAAGCAUUCAGGUUCGGAAUCUAGCACAAGAAGCAGUUCUGAGUCACCAGGCAGCAGCAAAGAAAAGAAGUCUAAGAAAUCAAAGCAUAGUCGGUCGCGAUCUGUGGAGAAAUCUCAAAGGUCUGGUAAGAAGGCAAGCCGCAAACACAAGUCUAAAUCACGAUCAAGAUCAAUGACUCCUCCUCGUCGUAAACGCUGAGGAAUGAUAUGGCACUAGUCAUACGAUUUAAAAAUUCCAUGAGUUUUUAACGGCUUGUCUCAUUAUAGAGGCUCAUUAUAGAGGCUACAAUUGUGGCUGUGUAGGUGAAAGCUGAACCCCCUUUUUUAAAAAAUUAAUAAUCUGUAAAUAGCUGUAUUUUUUUGAAACAGUGCUCGGAGUUAAGUACUUGCUAGGAUUUCUUUGUAUUUACAUUUUUUUUCAAAAUAGUAGUGCUUACUAAGACUAUAAAAUAUGCCAUUCUCUUUCAGCUGUAAUGUUCUUAAAAUUGCUAUUGAAUGUACUGUGAUGUCAAUAAAGUUCUUUAGUUCAUUUUUUGUUUAAAUUCUUGUAUUUUAAUUUAUUUUAAAUUACAGAAUUUUUUUUACAAGGCACUUUUGUAAAAUUCUGAACAGUUUGUUAGUUUUAGCUUUUCUCAGUGUUUUAAGUUACAUCCUUGGAUAAGUCAAGGUCAAUCCCUGAGUAUAGGAAUUGUUGAAAAUAACUGUAGGGUUUUGUUUUUGUUUUUUAAAAACACCUCUUGAAUUAUCCUACUGUAUGUAAGUAAAAUGUGGAUAAUUUUAUUGUACAACAUACCAAGACUAUCCAAGCACAAAUAACAAUGAAGUGCAAGUAAACAAACAUGUAUGAUGUGAGUUUGUAGCUUUGGAACUCUAUUCCUCAAUAUCCUACUUCUGUGUUCAAAAGCACACUCUAGAUAGAUGGUUCAUAUGGUUAGAGAAGCUAGAAUCUAUUUUGAAUUAAUUACUUUAUAACUUCUGCAUCAGAAAACAUUAAAUAACUUGGCGAUACAUAAGGUUAAUAAAAUAACUAGGUCUGGUCUUAUAACUUAUUACUAGAAUUAUGUUUGCACUUUAAAAAAUAAGCUUGCCCUUAAACUUUUUUUUGCAACAUACUAACCUGCCUAGAGAGAUGAUCUUUUGGCUGAUAGAACUGAACUCAUAAAAACAGGUAUUUGCAAACUGAUUAUUAUAACCUAUUCUUCCCAAAGAGCUGUCAACAAGCAUUGUGACUUCUUGUGAAUUUCAAAACAUCAAAUAAGCCAUUAUGAUGGAGGCCUCUUGGUAUUUGUUUUUAAAUAUAAUUGUGCUGACUAAAUUUACAAGUUUUUUUAAAAAGUUUGGCUAAAGAAUGCUAGCUAAGGUUACAGUCAUAUAUGCACUUGGGAGUAAGUCCUAUUACAUUCCAUGGGAUUUGCCUUCUAGGUAAACAUGCACAGAAAGAACUGCACAAAAGAAUUCUGUUGUCCAGAUCCCCCACCCCUUUACAUAAAUUCAAUCUAGUUUUAAAAGAGAAGAAAAGCCAGUUCUGAGGAAUAUAAACCUGACUAUUUGAAAAACUGUUGUUGUUUUUAAAGUAAGAAUCAUAGAAAUUGGCUUCAGAAAUUAAAACACAGUGGGGGCUAAGGUAUUUACAGCUUCUCCCAUUUGUUUUAACAUAAAAUACUGAGGAAUACAGCUUUCCAUGAUCUUCUGCAUUUGUUUUUUAAACCUAGACUUCUAUUAUCUGUUAAAUAAAUGAGACUGUGCAUGAAGCUUAUAUAUUCCA